AUGAGUUUACGACUCAGAGAGGAAGGAGGCGGAGGGUGUGAGCUAGUAGGGGAGGAAAUGGCCACAUUGGUGGGCAAUGGGAUUAUUGUAGGAUUUGCAGGCCAAGCCUUUUUAUCCCUUUGUUUGUCGAUAUGGGUUUUCUUCCUGACGAAGCACGGCAACAUGGAUGUCAUACACCCAGAAGGCUCGAUCGGACGCGAAGUCGAGCGCAAACGCAUGGACUUCGUGUCUAAAAUCUUGAUGGUCGGGUCUGACUUCCAAUCGACGCUUGGAAUUGCAUAUAUUAUCACCGCAUUCUCACAGGUACGAGGGGUUACAAUCAUGGAUACGUACCAUUUGCAUCUUGUAUACGAUAUUUCCAGCUUUGUUGGGGUAUCGAAUACAGCAGCUUUCGUUUGCUGGAGAUACUGCCAAGCUAAAAUCGAAGAGCCGUACAACCUUCGCCAUGGCCGCAAGCUCAAGGUCGACUGGUUCAAUAAUCGCUACCGAGCCCUUUACAUUUUUCUCGCUUUAUACCUGGCCCUGACCAUUCUUCUUGGCAUCCGUCUGAAUGAAUGGGCACCUCAUCAGGAACCUGGCCGUUGCUAUUUUUCCACCCUUAUCGCAGAUCCGUCAGCCUCACACCCCGACGCGGACAAAUACUAUGUGGGGUUUACUAGUGCCUGGCUCAUGAUUGUUGUCCUUGCCGGCGUGUUCGCUGGAGUCAAGAGACGACGUGCAAUUCUGAUUCUUUCAUCCCUCCACUUUCCCCUUCAUCUUUAUAUGACUAUUGCCCUUCGAGUGGCAAAUCAUGGCAAGUUCGAGGGUGAGACAAACAGUGAGAACGAGUGGGACUUUGGUCAGACAACAGCUGUGAUACUUCUGGUGAUCGCCCUUGUGGAACUUUUCAAGAAGGGAAUCGAGUACUACAGGUUUGAGGCUCAUGUGGCUAAGUAUGGAGUGCCCCCUAGUGAGAAAUAUGGGGCAAUGAAAGACGACGAGGAGGCUAAAAGGAGCGGCUCUCUCCUUGCCAGGGGUUCCGGAGACAAGAACAUGGCCGAGGACAGGCGUUCAAUGGAGGAGAGCGUUUCAAGAUGA
Penicillium olsonii is the source of this 1077-nucleotide messenger RNA. The record is from the annotation of a GenBank genome assembly. NCBI's taxonomy places the organism in Eukaryota, Fungi, Ascomycota, Eurotiomycetes, Eurotiales, Aspergillaceae.